Molecule: messenger RNA, 3204 nt
Organism: Pseudocercospora fijiensis CIRAD86
Lineage: Eukaryota; Fungi; Ascomycota; Dothideomycetes; Mycosphaerellales; Mycosphaerellaceae
Exons: 5
Coding region: 1-3204 (1067 amino acids)
Biological process (GO): L-valine biosynthetic process
Cellular component (GO): acetolactate synthase complex
Molecular function (GO): flavin adenine dinucleotide binding; thiamine pyrophosphate binding; acetolactate synthase activity
Source: RefSeq, a predicted model, not a curated record
AUGGCCAUCUUCAAUGCAUUCUGCGACCGCGUUCCAAUCUUAAUGCUCGGAGCCACAGGUCCAUUAGACGCCACAAAACGACGUCCAUGGAUCGAUUGGAUCCACACAGCCCAAGACCAAGGCGCUCUCAUACGCCCCUACAUAAAAUUCGACGACCAACCACACUCCCCCCAGGCCGCAAUCGAAAGCCUCAUCCACGCUUACGUCGCCACAAAAACCAAACCCUCUGCUCCCACAUACAUAUGUCUAGACCACACCCUCCAAGAAACAGAAAUCAACGCAAAAGAAAUCUCAUUCCCCAACCCAUCCCGCUACCUCGACGCUGCAACUCACCCUCAAAUGCCCAGCAGCGAUAUAAUCCUUCGCAUUGAAUCCGAAUUAAGCGCGAGCAAAAAACCUCUCUUCAUGUUCGGUCGCCCUCCUUCUUCCUCAUCCUCCAAAAGUCUAAUUUCCUGGCAAAAACGCAUCCAACUCGCGGAAAAGUUCGACGCCAGAGUUCUCACCGACAUAAAACAAUCCGCGACUUUCCCAACUCACCACCAUCUCCAUGUUACACCUCCGGGGAUUUUUCUUGAGGAAGAAAGUUGUGAACAAAUGAGGGAAGCGGAUCUUAUUGUUUCUUUUGAUUGGGUGGAUUUGGCGGGGAGUUUGGGGGCUGCGGGGGUGGAUUUGGAGAGUAGGGUGAGGAUUGUACAUGUUUCGAUGGAUUCCGGGUUGCAUAAUGGUUGGAGUAAAGAUCAUUUUGCGAUUCCGCCUGCGGAUGUUUUUGUGAAUGCGGAUGGGGAUGGGACUGUGGCUGCGAUUCUUGCGGCGACGCAUGAUUUUCCGGACCGGAGGAGUCUUUGGCAUACUGCGGAGCCUUCGGUACAGGAACCUCUCGAGAACCGAAAGGAGAGUUCUGAUAACAUCUUCAUGUCCGAUCUCGCACACGCCAUAUACGCCACAAUCCCCCCCGACGAAAUCUGCCUCGUGCGCGUCCCACUAGGCUGGUCCGGUCGCGAUCUCCGCAUUACGCAUCCCCUAGGAUUCAUGGGUAUGGACGGCGCAGCAGGGAUAGGAUCAGGCUGUGGGCAAAUCGUCGGAACCUCUCUCGCACUACGCUCCUCUUCCUCAAACCUCCUCCCCAUCGGCGUCCUCGGAGACGGAGAUUUCCUCAUGGGUUCUUCAGCACUCUGGACCGCUGCCAAGUAUAAAUUACCUUGUUUGGUGAUUGUGGCGAAUAAUGGGAGUUAUUAUAAUGAUGAAAUGCAUCAGGAACGUGUUGCGAGGGUUAGGGGGAGGGAGGUGAGGAAUAAGGGGAUUGGGAUGAGGUUGACGGGGCCGAGGCCGGAGUGUGGGAGGAUUGCGGAGGGGUUGGGGUGUGCGGUUGUUAGGGAGGGGAGGGUUGAGGGGAAGGGGGAGUUGGUGGGGGUGAUGAGGAGGGCGGUGGAGAUGGUUAGGGAGGGGGGCGUUGUGGUUUUGGAUGUUGAUGUUAAGCCGGAUGGGUAUGGGGAGGUUGUGACGCUGUUCACUUUCCUUGGCCAAGCACGAGGGCGGCCAGUGGAUAAGUCUGAGCGAUUGGCACGUCACGCCGAUCAACUCCCGCGAUAUCUGGAUGCACGCUCUGAUGCAAAACAGUCCAGGGGUGCAAAGACUACGGUAUCUGCCAGAAGCAGCUUCACGCCGUCCCACGCUGGUUCUGUCGGUCCUCCCACCAACAUUGCUCGAUCGGAAGCUCCAUCGACCCCUUUCCACUCCGAGGAAUGUGCACGGUUUGCUUUAAGAUCUCUUCCUGCUCAGAGCUAUCCCCACUUCAUCUGUCCCAAGCAAGCGGUCGAAGCAUCUCUCUCGUCGAACUCAUCUCGCUCGGUCAAGGCAGCCUCUCACUUUGACUACCUGAAGCUGGUAGCGAAGGUCUGCCCACGUGACUACGCAAUCUGCUACAUAUUCAAGUACCUCAGAUUUCUCAGUUUCUGCGACCUUGGCAUAGCAUAUGAUGUUUGCUCGGAAUUGGUAGUAGCAUCCGUCUUGGGUGUUGCUCAAGAGCAACUGCUGUACUCGACUUCCGAGUUUUACCAGACUCAAGAUCCACCUAUCGAUUCACCGCACCAGCAACCGCGACCCUCUCAUGGAGCUUGUCAAAGCGGUGGCACUCGCAGUCUUGGCUUUCACGGCCUAGGAAAGUCGUUUGGAUAUGCAAGCUCUGGUCGCGGAACCCUAAAACCGUUUGGGCCUGGACGAGGGCGCCGUGGUCGUGACGACCCACCCAAUGGCGUUCCGAGGUCAGAAGAGCGCAAAGCAGGCUCAAGAGGCAUGAAAUGGAUUCCUUGUAUCUGUCAUAUAGCGGAGCCAAGUGUUUAUGGCCAUGAUACAACCAAAUACGAGUAUAUGAGCCAACUAGAGCGACACCUCAAGAGCCACAACAUAUACAUAUGUUGCCACUGCCUUGAGAAGUUCGACGGCAGUGAUAAAGCUGAGGCUAUCUCUUCAAAACAGCAAUGGGAGGCCAUCUUCCGGCUUCAGUAUCCCGGCAAGCCCAUUCCAAAUGGCGUCUUCGACGAAGCAGACAUCCUCAACCCGUUUGCAGAUUUUUCCCAAUCUAGUCCUCGGCCUUGGAGCUCACACACUGCGACUAUAACAUCAAUGGACGAAGAUACCAUACCUAGCGAUGAAUCCUCCCACACGAUGUUUCUCUCCGCAUUGAACGGCGAGUCGUCUAAUUUAGAAGCUUCUGAACACCGCGACGCACCUAGCAAUGCGCCUCUCGUACAGCAAGGCUGGCACUCCGAACGAGGUUCUAUCAUCGACCAAAUGGACUACGUUCAGAGUCUUGCCACUUCUGACGCGAACUCUGAUCAAAGCAUGGGCCGGGCUCUCCACGCUCCGCAGAACCAGGCCUCACCAUCUACUGAAACUGCUGCACCUGGACUGCCUACUGUUGCUUUGAACGAGCAGAGUCUUUUUGGUCCGUUCGCAGACAAUGUCGAUCCACGGGAACUCACCCGCUCCCUAGCACAUGAUGCAGCUGAGGAUGUGCGUUUGUUCAGCAACGAGCCAGUGCUGCAGUCAACAGUGACGAAUCUUACACAAGCUGUGCAAAUUGCGAGGCUCACGGAAGAAGUGCGGCAGCUUCGUCAAGAGCAGACAAGGCUUUUCCAAAUGAUGCAUGCACUGCAAGCAGCCUUUCCCGGUAUACCUUUCCUUCAUCAAGGUCUGGCAUGCUAG